AUGGACGUGGAUGUACUUAGGUGGAACUGUAGAGGAAUCUGUAACGAUGAGACAUCAAGAGCUCUGAAGGAUCUUAUUUCACAAAAUAGGCCUCUGAUUGUGUUCCUGUGUGAAACGAAAAUAAGCCGAAAGGAGGACUUUGACCGGUUGCAGAGAGCGCUGGGAUUCAUGAAUGCGGAGAUGGUGCUCAGUGAGGGUCUGUCCGGCGGUCUUGGACUGUUCUGGAAUGAUGAGGUAAAUCUGAGAAUGGGUACGACGUCAGCCCAUCAUAUGGAUGCGGUGAUUGUUGGGGAAGCGGUGGGAGACUUUAAUGAAAUCCUUAACAAUGGGGAGAAGAUUGAUGGAGUUGUGCGAGCGGAGAGGCAGAUGAGAGGGUUUCGGGAAGCCCUAGGUUAUGGGGAUCUGUUGGACCUUGGUUUUCAUAGGGCUAUGGCAACAUGGUGGAACUCGGAAACACAAUUGAGGUUGGAUAGGGCGGUGUGUACAACCUCUUGGUAUGAUUUGUUUGGUCAUUCAAAACUUUUCCAUCUGCCUCUAUCGAACUCGGAUCAUGUACCCAUCCUAUUGAAGGCUAGUACAACCCCUCUGGCAUCUCGACCGAAGUAUCAUCGCUUCAAGUUUGAGGCUUUCUGGAUACACCAUCCGGAAUGUGAGGGGGUGGUCAAGGAAGCUUGGGGUACGGACGUUAUGGGGACUUCGAUGUUUUGUGUUGCGAAAAAGAUAAUGCAUACUCCGAUUCAACUCGAUAAGUGGCAGAAGCAACGGGAGAAGAAAGAUUUGAUGGAUAGGCUUCAAAUAUUGUUAUAUCAGGAGGAGUCGUUCUGGAAACAACGGUCUAAGUGGUUUGAAGAUGAUGUUGGGGUUGAGAAUGUGGUUACUACCUAUUUCUCAAAGAUGUUCCAAGCUUCAGAGAUAGAUUUUGACGCGGUCCACACUACAUUGGCAGACAUUCGACCUUCAGUGAACCAAGAGAUGAAUAACCAGCUUUGUGCAUCUUAUACAGUGGAGGAGGUUCGUCAGGCACUCUUCCAAAUGUACCCAACUAAAUCCCCGGGUCCGGAUGGGAUGCCACCUUUAUUUUUCCAACAUUAUUGGGAAAUAAUUGGAACAAAUGUCUUUGAGGUGGUGAAGAGCUUUCUUCACACGGGUCAGUUACUUCGGCAAAUUAACUUUACUCAUAUAUGUCUCAUUCCAAAGGUUGAUAACCCGGAACAUAUGUCUGACCUUCGUCCAAUUGCGUUGUGCAAUGUGAUUUAUAAAGUAUGUUCGAAGGUGAUUGCAAAUAGGUUAAAGGUCAUUCUGCCUCAGGUGAUUUCACCUUUUCAAAGCGCUUUUGUUCCAGGACGUCUGAUUAGAGACAAUAUUCUAGUGGCUAAUGAAAUUGCCCAUUUUGUGCACAACAAGAGGGAGGGAACGGAGGGUGUUAUGGCUUUGAAACUGGAUCUAAGCAAGGCUUAUGACCGGAUGGAAUGGGUUUUUUUGAAGAUGGUUAUGGCCCGGUUUGGAUUUGCUCAAGACUGGAUCAAUAUGGUGAUGAAUUGUGUUUCUUCGAUCAGGUACUCCUUUUUUAUCAGAGGGAAGCCAAGGGGUCAUGUGAUACCGAGUAGGGGUUUACGUCAAGGCGAUCCGCUAUCCCCUUAUUUAUUCCUCCUUGGGGCUGAAGGCUUUUCUACUCUGCUGCAACAGAAGCAGGAGUUGGGUUUGUUAACAGGGAUAGAGGUUUGUGCUACUGCUCCAUCUAUUAACCACUUGUUAUUCGCAAAUGAUAGUAUGAUUUACGCUCAAGCAACUUUGGAAAAUUGUUAUGAACUUCAAGAUGUUAUGGAGACUUAUGGUAGGGCUUCCGGGCAGCUUGUUAAUUUUGAUAAAAGUUCCGUCGCUUUCAGUAAGAAUGUUUCAGAUGAUAGGAGGGAGGAAGUAGCUAAUUUUUUGGGGGUGCAGAUGGUUGAGGUCCAUGAAAAAUAUCUUGGGCUCCCCACUUAUGUGGAUCGGAAGAAGAAGGCUAUGUUUCAGUAUAUCAAGGAUAAAUUGGCGAAGAAGUUAUCAGUUUGGCAAGGGAAGAUGCUAAGUGGGGCUGGAAAGGAUAUUCUAAUUCGUGUGGUGGCUUCAGCGCUACCAACAUAUGCGAUGAGUGUAUUCCAGUUGACAAAGAAUUUUUGUGAUGAUUUGGAACAGAUGUGUGCACGCUUUUGGUGGGGGAGUACCCUAGAUAAGCGGAAAAUUCACUGGAAGACCUGGACUGCAUUGUGCAGUCCUAAGGAGGAAGGUGGAUUAGGGUUUCGUAGUUUGACAGAAUUUAAUAGGGCCAUGCUAGCGAAACAGGCAUGGCGAAUACUUACCAACCCCUCAUCUUUAAUUGCCAGGAUAUAUAAGGCGAAGUAUUAUCUUGAGACAUCGUUUUGGGAGGCUAUUGCACAUGGUUCCCCCUCCUAUUCCUGGCGGAGUAUUUUUUCUACUCUUGAGUUGCUACAGGAAUGUUGUUGCUGGCAGGUUGGUGAUGGAAAAGACAUUCGAAUUUUUACUGAUAAUUGGUUGCUGGGGUCACCUACUGGGCGACCUACACCUUCAACGUUAGCUCAAAACGCAGUCAGUAAGGUUAGUGACUUACUUUCGAACACAGGAGUUUGGGAUGUAUCUCGUCUUCAGAGCCUGUUCCCGCCUCAGGAAGUGGAGUUGAUUACUUCCAUACCUCUGAGUAGACGAGUGGUUGCGGAUAGGCUGGUCUGGAAGCUGACAAAGGAUGGGCGAUAUUCCGUGAAAUCUGCGUACAGGUUCUCUUUCUCUUCUUCUGCUACCCAUUAUCCUAUGCUCUCUUCUUUGGGGAGUGUCUUCUGGAAGAAAUUAUGGAAGGGUGGCGUCGGUUUUGUUAUACGUAAUGAGACUGGAGCAAUGUUAGCAGGAGGAGCUUGUCCGGUGUAUGGUUUGCUUUCUCCAGAACAUGGGAAACUGUUGGCUUGCAAGAAGGCUGUGGAGUUUGCGAUAGACCAUUCUUUCCUACCUAUUAUUCUAGAGACGGAUGCACUGAAUGUUCAGCGUCAAUUGAUGGAUGCUACUGCUACUAAUACUUCGGUGUUAGGAAGAUUGUAUGAUGACUUAGUUUCACAGUUGGAAGCCUCAUCAGUGUUGAGGGUGGCUUAUAUUGGGAGAAAGUCAACUAGCAACUCAUGCUUGCUCUCUCUCCCAAGAUUGUUUUUAUUUUUCUGUUCCUUCGUUCCUCUCAGCUGCAACUGCAGCUGA
This is a messenger RNA of Rosa chinensis, 3237 nucleotides long. RefSeq lists its product as uncharacterized. Lineage: Eukaryota; Viridiplantae; Streptophyta; Magnoliopsida; Rosales; Rosaceae. The coding region runs from base 1 to 3237 and encodes 1078 amino acids. The record is from RefSeq and is a predicted model, not a curated record. Gene Ontology annotation, molecular function: RNA-DNA hybrid ribonuclease activity; nucleic acid binding. The transcript is spliced from 5 exons.